GUCGAAGGACCCCGAAGGACCCCGAGAACAUCCGGCAACCCGAGAACAUCCGGUACCCACACCGGUUUUGUUGUUUCCAGUCGGGCACAAUAACAUGGACGGACAAUGACUAACUGGACCGGUUAGUUGGAGCUGGCCGCAGCGACGGACCCAGCACGGGUGUGGUUCGGGUUCGGAUGGAUCCCGCGCACAAAGCUGUGCUCCGGAAGCUCCGCGCGGAACUCUGCAGCCAGUUGAUGGUCAGCGAAUCCAUAGUUCCGGUUCUGUUUCAGGAGGGCGUGCUGACCCAUGCGCACGUAGAGGACAUCGAAUCGGAACCGACCGACACGAGAAAGAGCCAGAAGCUGCUGGACAUCCUCCCGAACCGCGGGCCGCGAGCUUUCCCCGCCUUCAUGCAGUCUUUGGCGGACUUCAGCUGGAUCCGGGACCGGCUGGUGCACGAGCUGAGGACCGAACCGGAACCAAGAGCCGCAGACGCCUGUGGCCUCUCGGACUCGGUUCUGGAGAGGGUUCUGUCGGAUCAGGAGCUGUGCCGGCUGUCAUUCCGCCUCGGAGCCGAGUGGGAGGCGAUGCUGAUGGAUCUGGGUCUGCCAGCAGAGGCCGUGUUCCGGUGCCGCUCCGAUCACAGUCUGAGCACCCAGGCGGCGGCGCUGUCCGGACUGGUUCUGUGGAGACGGUCCGGAGGGAGGAGCGCCACGGCGAGGAGGCUGCUGCAGAGCCUGCAGGCCGCCGGCGUGCACGAGUCGGUGCUGGGGGAGGUUCUGACGCCACCCAGCAGCUGACCUCGGAAACUGCUCCAGAACCGGCCAAAGCCCAAAGAACCUCACCGGGAAGCGGGCCAGGUCACAUGACCAAACGGAUCGGGAUCAGCCCAAGUUCUGACUCUCUAGAGAACCGACUAAAGGUCCAGAUCCGGGUUCUGAUUCUGGUCCUGACCCACUAUGGUGUGAGGAGGAACCAAAGCUCUGCUUUGAAUAAAACUUUAUUAGUUUGACUUCAGCUGACACCCCCCCCCCCCCACCGCGGAUGGUUUGAUCAUCAGCUGAAACUGAAGGGUUCGUUAGACUGCGAUGCCCCGCCCACUAGCCCAGGUUGCGUUUUUAAGGUGGACUGAAGCGAUCCUCCGCAGGGAGGGGGUCUGGUUCUUAGGUUUAAAUUCAGGAAAACAUCCGGAUCCUUUGGGAGAUUCUAAAUGUAUGACUGUCAGCAAAACGACUGAAAUCUGAGCUGAACUUUGGUUUCUAGUGAAACAUUUUUGGUUUCAUAUUCCUAAAAGAGUCAGCAGAUCGACGUCAGAACCGGGUCUGAAGCUCUCUGCUGCCCCCUACCGGGCAUCUGUAAUCCCGGUUCUAAACGAAACCGGGACUUUGACUCAGAAGGAGACCGAAAAGAUCUGAUGGAAGAAUUCUAAUGAGAAACGGACCAAGAAAAAAUAAAUAUUCAUUCAAAAGUGAAGGAAUAAAAGUUUAAAAACGGAAAUCUCUUCAUUUACUAAACAUCUGAGCUUUCUACUGCCUUAAAGCCCCCUGCCUGGGGGCAGCACGGCUCCGGCGUGUUCUGCAGCACCGGAACCGGUGAAAACAACAAAUAGAACAAACAUGUAUGACAGGAACAACAGUCAUAACGAGAACCUCGGGGAGGGUUCAUGUUUUACAAAAGAAAGAUUACAGAAACAGAUUACUAUGCAUUGAAAAUAUUCAAAGACAGUUUUCAUAAAUAUGUUUGGCCUUUUUGUUAAAGCUACUGGAAAUAGUAUGUAAAUAAGA
Molecule: messenger RNA, 1766 nt
Organism: Oryzias latipes (Japanese medaka)
Lineage: Eukaryota; Metazoa; Chordata; Actinopteri; Beloniformes; Adrianichthyidae
Gene: cradd
Product: CARD and death domain containing adaptor protein
Biological process (GO): regulation of apoptotic process; signal transduction
Molecular function (GO): protease binding; death domain binding
Source: RefSeq, a predicted model, not a curated record